This is a messenger RNA of Vitrella brassicaformis, 698 nucleotides long. NCBI's taxonomy places the organism in Eukaryota, Vitrellaceae. The record is from the annotation of a GenBank genome assembly.
ACCGAAUCAGACAUCGUCACAAAUCACUCAGUCAGCGCAUGACGACCGCCUCUGAUGGCCAUGGGCAGCAGCGUGGCGUGCACACUGUGAGAGAUCUGCAUCCACACAAACACACAAAGCAGCAGCAGCGGCUGCUGCUCGAAGCAUACCCGAGAUUCCCUUCCCUCCCUUCUGUUCCCUCACCCUUUGAGACUCAGUGAGCGGAAGUCGAUGAUGAAAAAGCCGCCGCCGCCGCCGUCAUGGCGCCGCUCAAACGCGCCUGAGGGAGAAGAAUGGGAAGAACACAGAGAGGGACGGAAAGACCCAGGGAUGAAUCAACGCCAUCUGCGUCAGCUUGCUUGUGCUUUCCCUACCAGCUCCAGAUCGGCCCGACGGAAGGCCCCUCAAGCGACGACCUGUGCGAUGGAGGCGUCAAGAUGGCACGUGCUGCGGAGGGCGGCAGAAAGAUGAAAAAACUCUUCACGAAAAAGCACCCCCCCCUGAGCUCGCCCUUCCUCCGAUCGCUCCGGUGAGGGCACCGCGCAGUCGCUGAGUCGACCUCCGCUGUACAAUGACGCCUUGAAACAAUCAGCAGCUGCCCACGCGCCUUCCUUCGGCUCGUUGUUUCAAGGCGUGUUCGGCAGAAGGAGAGAGGGCCCAUUGCUUGCGGGCGGCAUACUCCAGUAUAGCAGCAGCACAGCUUGCAUCGGCGGGCGCAU